This is a messenger RNA of Striga hermonthica, 3123 nucleotides long. Lineage: Eukaryota; Viridiplantae; Streptophyta; Magnoliopsida; Lamiales; Orobanchaceae. The record is from the annotation of a GenBank genome assembly.
AUGAGACCAAGGACGAGAAAUCAGUGGGACCAUCACUACAGGAAUCUCUUCUCUGCUAAUGUGAAGAAGAAGAAGAAGACGAAGACGCCCAACGACUAUGGCGGGGAGAAACAUGGUCUGGUGAUCCUUGGCAAAAAGAAUAUUGCUCACGCGGGCCCAAGUGUGAAGAGGGGCAGGGGAAGGCCUCGAAAGAUUGAGAAUGUGAAUAGUAUUAAAUGUGAUGAUGAUUCAAUUGAUUUGGAAGUGGAUAGGAUUACAGGGAAGAGGUGCAGAGGUGUGCCCCCCGCCCCGCCUUUGGACGACUCACUGGUUGACUUGACUGAAACAACAAGUGAAGAAGAAGAUUUUUCCGAUGAGGACUACAGUGAGUCGAGCACCGAUUCUGAUCCUGACGAGAGGGCCGGUGAAAAUGCAAAGAUAAUCAUAAUAAAAAAAGGGAAUGUGGAGAAGGUGAAUAUCGAGGAAGAGAGUGAUGAUCGGGGGAGCCCUAGUCCUAUAAGGCCCUUCAAUCUGAAUACAAAAUCGCAAAACUUUGUUCCCCACAUAAAUGACAAUCAGGAAUUCAUUGAUGUUAGGGGGAACAUAAGAAAAGGGGGCAAGAUAGAGUGUGGGGCCGAGCAAGAAAGAGAUUUGGAGAUUGUAGACGCCGAUGGGGAAAAGUUUUCAGGAAUCAACAAGAGUGCAAGACAUAAACCUUUGGCUGGAUUACCUAGAGAUAAUCGAUCACAUUUGAGUAGUUAUGGUUGUGUACUCAAGGACAGGAGAGAUGGAGGCAACAGUGUUUCGAGUCGUGCAAAACGUCACAAACUGGGCUCGGAUGAGAGUUUCAAGAAUAAACCUUUGGUAGAUGCGGGUGGUGGUCACCUUGAAGACGCGGUGGAAAGGAACCCACGGUUCACGCUAAGCAAAAAGAAGAAUUCCCGAGCAACAAACCAAGACUUGAUCGAGAUUUUAGUUGACUCCAUAAAUUCAAAUUCGGCAAACGAAUAUGAUCAGUGUUAUGGCAAGAAGAAUGAGUUCACUGUGCCAGGCCUUCCGCUCAGGUUCAGGUUUGAGGAUGAGGUGGAGCCUCCACGUGAUAAACCCGACUGGGAAAAGGAGAUUGACUCGCUCUUCUGUGCUCUGGACAUUGGUCUUCUAGAAUCUGAGAUUGACAGAGCUAGUUCAUGCGUGAAUGACGACAACUUGACUGAGAUUGAUGAAAGCCGAGCUGGUUGUUGCGCCCGAGGACAGCAUGUCCCCAUCCUUGACGAACAGAUUGGAAUUAUCUGUAAAUACUGUUUAAUCGUAGUACUGGAGAUAAAGCAUGUUUUACCACCAUUUUAUACGCGGCCCCCGGGAAGGCACAAGUGGAAGGACCCCGAUGAUCCAGCAAGGUAUUGUGUGGAUGAAAUUCAUUUACACAGGUCAGGCUUUAAUAAACCCCCGCGAGGGUCGAUUUCCCGCAACAGGGGCACCGUAUGGGAUCUAAUCCCAGGCGUGGAGAAUGAGAUGUACCCCCACCAACGUGAAGGUUUUGAGUUCAUGUGGAACAACAUAGCCGGAGGCAUAGUAAUUGAGAAGAUGAAACAGCCGCUCUCGGGUGGGAGGGGUUGCAUAAUCUCACACGCCCCUGGGACUGGCAAAACCCGGCUCGCCAUAGUCUUUCUCCAGUCAUUCCUUAAGCUGUACCCAUCUUGCAAGCCCGUCAUCAUAGCUCCAAAGGGCAUGCUCCUCACCUGGGAGUCGGAGUUCUUGAAAUGGAAAGUGGACAUACCCUUCCAUAACCUCAACAGGAAGGAUCUGUCGGAAAACGAGCAAGCUUUUGCCGCACAUGUGCUUGUGCGGGCCGGAAAGGGAAGUGGGCCCAUGAGCAUCGACUGCAUCCGCCUCACGAAACUUGCCUCGUGGGUGUCCGAGACGAGCAUCUUAGGAAUAAGCUACCAUGUGUUCAAGAACCUGGCGAGGGGAAACGGAGGAGGGGUCGCGGGGCAAAUCCAGAAAGUGCUGCUCGAGUACCCGGGCCUGCUGGUGCUGGACGAGGGUCACACCCCGCGUAACGAUGACAGCCAGAUAUGGAAGGCCCUCUCGAAGGUUGCGACAGAGAGGCGCAUCAUCCUGUCGGGCACUCCUUUCCAGAACAACCUGGCCGAGCUGUACAACACACUCUGCAUCGUGAACCCGAGAUUUGCAAAUGGAAUUGAUUCGCCGAAUGCGAGGGUACGGGGCCGGAAGAGGCGGCUUGUCGAGAAAAAGAAAUGGGUGGAGUUUGCGGGGGGGUCCAUUGGGCUAAGGAAGCUGAGGGAGAUGCUGGGCCCGUUUGUCCACGUCCACAAGGGGAGCAUACUCGAGGAGAGCCUCCCGGGGCUGAGGGACACACUUGUGUUCCUGCGCCCGACCGAGGAGCAGAGGGUUCUUCUGGAAGAUUCGGCACGGAUAAAAAACAUCUUCAACAAGAUCCACCAGGUGUCCCUCGUAUCUGUCCACCCUUCGGGGUCGGGCGUGAAGACAACAUUCGUCAUGAAACUCAUACAGUUGGCAGACGCCCUGGGAGAGAGGGUCCUCAUCUUCAGCCAAUAUCUCAAGCCACUCAUGUUUAUCAAGAAGCAGAUCAAGUCUCGAUUUUCGUGGCAAGAGGAGCGCGAGAUACUGUACAUGGAUGGGCAGCUGGAUGAGAAACACCGUCAGAACUCAAUAUCCUCUUUCAACGACGAGAGGAGCAAGGCCAAGGUGCUGCUGGCGUCCGAGCGCGCCUGUUCCGAAGGGAUCAACCUCGUGGGGGCCUCCAGGGUGGUGCUGCUUGACACCGUUUGGAACCCCUCAGUCGAGAAGCAAGCCGUCAGCCGAGCCUACAGGCUCGGCCAGAAGAGGAUAGUGCACGUGUACCGCCUCUUCACGUCAGGAACCGAGGUCACACAGUAUGCACACCAGAUCCACAAAGACCGUAUCUCGCACUUGCUCUUUUCAUCUACAGAGAGAGGUGAGAACUUGGGGUGUGAGCUUGGGCCAUACGAGGAUAGGAUUCUCCAGGCUAUGCUCCAUCAGGAGGGGUUUGCUCAUAUUUUCGACAAGGUCAUUUACCAGCCAAAGGAAUCCGACCUCAUCAACAUUUUCGGGCCGGAGUUAGGCGUGUGCUCUGUAUGA